Molecule: messenger RNA, 1047 nt
Organism: Saccostrea echinata
Lineage: Eukaryota; Metazoa; Mollusca; Bivalvia; Ostreida; Ostreidae
Product: meiosis expressed gene 1 protein homolog
Exons: 3
Coding region: 167-421 (84 amino acids)
Cellular component (GO): nucleus
Source: RefSeq, a predicted model, not a curated record
AAGGUAAGCAUUCGGCGCGGCUCAGCAGUUGGCGUGGUAACAUGUCAACAAGCGUGAUUCAAACCCAUUAGAGCGGAGCGAUUUGACUUGUUUAUUCAGGUAAAGCUCGAUCUUCUUUCAUCUAAACUGAUUGUACUUAUUGUCUGGUGUCUGUAGAAUAGUAAAAAUGUCAGCUCAACCAACAAAGAUGGUGCGUGCCACGGCCUGGAGUGACGACGUAGAGGAGGCGUACAGAUUCCAGCUGGCUGGCUACAGGGAUGCCCAGGACUACGCUGUCUGUACAAAAGAAGAGGCUACAAGAUGGCCACAUAAUGGAUAUAUAAAGAAGUUAAUUCGUAAAGAUGGAUGCUGGUAUUACUUCAACAAAAGUCGAGAAUGCUCCGACAAAGAUGUACCCAAGUGCAAAUUAUACUCUUAUUAAUGACUGGUCUCUCUAGCUAGGUUACAUACAAUAAUUUUAAUUUGUAAAUAUAUGGCAGGUCUGCAUGUAAAAUCUGGCAAACUUUUUUCAGCUUGAAGUUUUAGAAUUGUGUGUGUGAGUGUUUGUGUAAUUUAUUAAAAAUCUCAAAUUGCAACAAAGUUCAUGAAGUGGGCAUCAUAAUUUUACACAUUGUUAUCAUAACUGUUUGCUUGUAUCCAUCUUAUAUAUAUAUAUUUUUUUAAGUUAAACAUAAACAUGUUAAACAGACCAGUAUUUUGCCUUGUUUAGGCAAACGGAAGAAAAGUCACAAUUUUGUGAUCUUACCAAGCACUAUCGUGCACGCUUAUUAUAUAAAUAUUGUAAACACACUUUGUCAAGUUGUUGUAAAUAUUGUUUAUUUAUUUAUCAUUCACAAGACAUUCUUGGGUGAGAAAAAAGUUGAGAGAAAUAUCAUCAGCAGUUGAGUGAUGCGAGACUUUAGAAAGUGCUUAAUUUCUCCAAUAUAGCUUGCAAAAAUAUAAUUUAACUAAUGUUUAUAAACUGUAUGAUGAUGAAAUACAUUGAAAUUAUUGUUACCAUUUAUCAUAUCAUUAAUUAAAUUCAUGCAAAGCAUGACACAAUCAGAA